This is a messenger RNA of Angiostrongylus costaricensis, 1014 nucleotides long. Lineage: Eukaryota; Metazoa; Nematoda; Chromadorea; Rhabditida; Metastrongylidae. The record is from the annotation of a GenBank genome assembly.
AUGUCUGAACUGAGCGCGUCUCAACCCACAAUGCAGACGGCCACCACCAGCGCUAACAACCCGACCGGCGGUGUAACCGCAUCGUCCGUUGUCGUCAACUCUCCAGAGCGUCGAAUUUUUGGUGCACACGAUGCUGUUCUGGUAACGAAAUCCUCGAGAUCGCCAGAAUGUCACGACAAACGACAUAUUGAGAGAUACGAUAUUGCGGCAUCACCGUCAGAUCCUCGUCCACCGAAGAAACGCUACACUGGUUCAGAGUCAUCAAGUAAUGAACAGCCCCCAGGCGAAUCACCCUGCGGGGCACAGCUUCCUCGAGCUGCUCCACCACCAUCUGCAUUCUGUGAUGCACGUCAAGUACCAACGGGAGAGCAAUUUCUUCAACUUUUAUUCAAUUGGCAAUGGGUAGAGAUCGACAAUACGCAGUUACCGUCAGUGAUGAGAGGCGGGGAGCGAUUCGUUGCUGUUCAUAUGGUCCAGUUGAUGCUACUGAGCAAAUUUCCUCCUGCCAUCCCGACAGAGAUCAUCUCACGAUUCACUAUGGUCUCACAUAAGAUGAGUACCGUUGAGGCAUGGCAAUUCAACGCCAUAAACGCUAUUAAGAGAAAGUUCGACCUUGGCUAUCAGCUCUUCACCACUCAAGACGAGGUUGUGAGGUUCAACGACGUCCAGAUGUUUUAUUGGAAUGUAAAAGCGUUGAAUCUAAGUAGGAUUAUUCAGCAAUACGACGCAGAACUUCAACAUACGAAUGGAAACCUUACAUUAAUUGCCACAAUCCAGUCACUUAAGAACCAUGUAGAAGCUGACCUGGAGCGUGUUCGAAAAGAACUGCGAACGUUGGAUGAUCAACAUCAAACAGCUACCCAGCAUUCAGCAGUUCCACCGUCGGGAUUACUGGUUUCAAGUAAUGUUGUACCUAUGGAUGACCACCAUAAUAAUCAUCACCCAUCCAAUGGAACGGUGAUCACAUCGACAAUUACUGAAACACAACACAAAGACAUCAAUGUUUAUUCAUAA